This is a messenger RNA of Anarrhichthys ocellatus (wolf-eel), 9013 nucleotides long. It is a transcript of the gene tns3.2, whose product is annotated as tensin 3, tandem duplicate 2. The record is from RefSeq and is a predicted model, not a curated record. The coding region runs from base 4155 to 7943 and encodes 1262 amino acids. The transcript is spliced from 26 exons. Gene Ontology annotation, molecular function: protein binding. NCBI's taxonomy places the organism in Eukaryota, Metazoa, Chordata, Actinopteri, Perciformes, Anarhichadidae. Gene Ontology annotation, cellular component: focal adhesion.
AAGCUUCAUUCAGUCGGUGAAGGAAACAUACAGUGCAGCUAUAUUAUCUUACUUUAUCUGGCUCCACCGGUCACAUUUUAAGAGCAUGGUUUUAAACCUAAACUACGAGUAUUGUUUAGUUUUAUGAUGUGAUUAUAUUUCAUCUCGUAAAUGUAUACAAUUAAGCGUCCCCGACAACUCGCUGCAUAGUUUAUUUCUUGACAAUAAGACAACAUAGAAGCGUUGUAGCUCGUCUUUUGGCGCCACCUAGUGGGAAAAAGGCCGUAUCACGAUGGCGACCAGUAAUUAUUUAGAAACAGCUUAUUAUUUUACUCGUUACAAGUCAGUGGUGGAAGAAGUAUUCAGAUCCUUUACUUAACAGUGUAAAUUGCACUGUAGUGGGUCAUGGUGAAGCUAUUUCAAACAAUUUUAUUUUGGAGUUGAAUCCCAAACAAUGCCUCAUAUAUUAUUUUUUGUUGGCACAAAAUCUUAAUCGACGUAAAAAGUACAUUUCUCAUGAAGUAGAAGUAAAAGUAUAAAGUAGCAGAUAAUGGAAAUAAUCAAGUGCUAUUUUCUCAAAUUUGUACUUUAGUAUCCUAGAUGAGUAAAUGUGCUUUGUUUACAUUGCACUGCUAGUUAGCACACUGAUACAACAAAUCCUUGGUAUGAUUCAAAGUAGUUUCUCUCCCUUAAUGGAUCAGGGGUUGGAGUGUCCUUGACAUAAAGCAAUUCAUAAAAUCUUUGUGUUUCUAUGCUUCCAUGGAGCACAGAUAAAGUGGAGAUCUCUCUCUUUAUUCAGCCAUAUAUGCUCAUUGUUUUUAAGAGAGACGUAUCAGUGUGUUGUAACCGCCUUUGUCUUUGUUGAUUUCUCAUGCACACCAAUGCUGUCACAUUGCAGUCCAACAGAGGGCAAAGUGCAAGCUGCACUGUGACUUUAUAGUUCAGCCUGCUCUCUCUCUCUUGUUCUCUUUCGCUUCCUCCCUCCCCCUGUCAAGUCUCCACCUUGUUUUCUAUACCAGUCAGACUUUCACUCACCAGGCGAUAUAUUUGCUGUGAUUUUCUUGUUUAUUGGAACAUCAGUAAAGGUAAGACCCCUUCCUGUUGUCUAAAAUGUUUAUUUUUUUAUUUAAAGUAAUUUACAUCAAUUGUUAAUCCACUCCUAUGAAGCUUCCCACUAUUUCAGCAUGGCCAGUUCAAUGUUCAUUCAUGUGCGGCAAACUGGACAUAUUGCUUCUCCCUACUUGAAUGUUGACGGGCACUGAUGCAAGUCCAAAUCUGAUUCUAGACCACCACUUUCAGUAAACAAAGGGGACAUGUGAUGGAUGGUAAAUCUCGGGGGGAUUAAUAAUAAAAAGUGCCUCCCUGCCGAUGCAGUAAGAGGGGGAGAUUAGCCUACUGACAUAUUAAGACACUGAGCCCCAGGAGACAUGUUUCCACUGGGAUUCAGUCCAUUUUAAGAGGCCAUUUAAUCUCGCAGUAAGUCUUAAAAGCCUACUUUUCUAAGGUCAAGUGAAAAACCCUGCCGGUGGGGAUGUUAUAAUCCCAUUUAUUACUAAUGCAAAUGAACUUGCCUUGAAUCAAGUGACAUGGAUUUGAUACUAAUUAGAUGGACUUCUAAUUGAUUGAGAUAUCCUUGAAACAAGUAGAAUAAAAUAAAAUGACAUCAUCCCGUUGGCGGAUUUAAGUCAAUGUAUGAAUUAACAAAUAACUAAAAAGUCUCUGUGGGGAUCAAAGGAACUAAAGGGAGAUUAGUUUACUGCUCUAAUAAAAAGCCUUUAGGGAAGGGGGAAAAGCAGAGAUGGAGAGGAUCUAAAUGGAGAAGAAACUAGUAAUACAAUAGCUGUUCACAGUGAGGUGUUGCUGUCAACUUUUAGUUCUGGUAUUUUGCACAACCACUUUCUAUUUCUAAGAAUCUGUCGGUUGAACUACAGACACUCGGAUGGCUCUAUUCCUGCUGCAUUUGAGAAGGCAGAGGAUGUUUGUUAUACUGUCAAAAAAGAAAGAAACAAAGAUGGCUAAUCCAUUUCAGAAUGCCUUCCUUUAAAAUGGGAAAUAGAGACUAUAAUUAGAGUUGAAACUCAAGGACAUUGCUGAGUAGUUCUCCCUAUAGCAACGUGUGUGUGUGUAUAUGUGUGGUUGAGUCAUUCACUUCAGUUUGUUUUUGGUUCCUCAGGCAGAGCUGACAAAUUUAGAUUGCAGCAAGUCUAAAAAUGUUGAGAAAACAGCAGAAAUACAUAAUUGGAGAGUAGUCAGUCAUUAAGAUUGUUUGCCCAACCCUGUCAACAGUUUCAGCCAGGACACGUCAUACACUCUCAAAAACAGAGUGAGGAGUACAUGUUUGUGUCGUGUUUGUAUCAUGUUUGUAUUGGAUCAGGUCUUUGUCAUAGCACUUGUAAUUGGUCUUUUUUAAGUCACUUUCUUUUUCUUCCAAAACCAAGGAAAUAGGGGAACAUGAAAGAGAAAAAUAGCACAGUGAUUCACUGCAUAUUUCCCAAAGAGUAGACCAUUGUUUGUACGUUUUGGUGACAUGGGGUACGCUACUGCAUUUGUAACUUUAAAGGUACAAAUUGGGGAUAUGAAAUAGAGGGUUAGUACUUGUACAAGCUACUACCCCAGUGAUGCGUAUUUGUUCUCCAAUAUGUACACAUCUGCUGUAUGCCUCCUUCUGAGAAUGUUGGUUACCUGCUCAGUUAAAUGAAAGAAAAACAAUUAAAUUCAACUUAAUUGUAUAUUGUAAAAAAAAAAACUCUUCUUUGGAAUUGGGAUCAAUAAUUCGCUCCGGUCAGACCUCAUGAUCCUGUUCUGAUGAUGUCAUGUUAAGUUUUAGACAUUUGACCACCCUGACCAUAGUACAAAUGACACUAUUUGUACUAACAUAAUGAAUCUGCUCACAUUAAAGAAUAACAGUGGAGCGGAACAGAACACGAGGUGACAGGAUUGAACCUGAUCAUUCAUGCUGCAGUGGUUCCCAGUAGGUUAUUCUUGUACCGUUGCUCUGGUGAAAACGGUUGUAUCAUUGUUUACAGUGCUGUGGUCACAUGGUCAGGGUGAAGGCAAGGUUAACCACAGCUCGUCUGUUGAUCUCACACCCAUUGACAUGCACUGACAUGCGUGUAAUUGUGCUGGUCCAUAUCCUAAGACAAAGCCCAGAACUAUGCACUCCAUGGUUCACAGAAGAAUACGGCAGGAUAUCACCUUCUUUAGGACUUGGGAGUAAUAUGGUCAAAAUAACAGUGACCUAAAGGUAUACUCUUAAGUAUGUGAUGUCAAUGUCAGGCCACAUUUUCAUAUGGGGUUUUAAGGAACAGGUAGAUUGCAGGGAUUAUUCUAUAAGACUAAGGUGUUCCCAAACAAAUUUCCCAAAAUGUCAAACUAUUCUUUCAAGAUUUGGGCCUUAAUUUGUGUUAACACAGUCACUUUGAGUUACUAACAAUAACACUAAUUUGCUAGCUGUAUGUAAAAUUCUGCUUUUCCUCACGUUGAAACAAGUUUCGCAAGAAUGACUCUCAAUUUGUAUCAAUGCUGUCGUUGAUAAAAUGAUCAAUUUUUAGGUCUUAAAAAUCUUUCCAGCUCCUUUAACCUAAUCACAGAUAAUGACCUUAUCAUGAGUACAGAAGCAGAACUUAGUUCGUAGUUGGAACUUCAUAGAAGUGAUUUAGAGAAUAACUUUGGAGAUAGAGCCUCUCCCUUUUUUCGAAUUAUAGGACCGUGAAUGCAUAAUACUAAAAAUAAACUUUCGGGGAACAUCAAAGUCAUGUGAAUAACUCACAUUGUUAUCAUUCUACGGUCAUGGUGUUGUGUCCUCAUCAGAGGCUGUGUUUUAGUUGAUGGUGAUGAGUAAUAAGAUCUGGUGUUUCUUCUGUGACUCAUCGUCACCUCUGAUCCGGUCACAAGCCAUAAAGAAGGUUUCCAGUGAAUCAGUCUUUCGUUCACUUCCUUGUUUUUUACUUCCUUGUUCUUUUGGCCUUGACCCCACUUUGUUUUAGCAUCCCAUCCUGUAAAAGGAUUUUUAGGAUUACUAAGGCUGACCGGGUUUGAACUCGCAUACGGUAUCUGUGUGGGCCAAAGAUAUUUAACAUCUGCUGACCUGCAGAGAAAAUUCUCACUUCCCCUAUGACUUUCAUUCUUACACACCCUGCACGUCGCUUCCCGUAUAGCUGCCCAUAUGAUCAGUCAUGGAGGAACAGCAGCGAAUCGAUCUGACUUACAUCACCGAACGCAUCAUCACCAUAUUCUGCCCUCCUGGAUGUCCAGAGAAGAUCUACCUGCAGAACCUGCAGGAGAUUAUUCUCAUGCUGCAGUCCAAGCAUGGACACCACUACAUGCUCAUCAACCUCUCACAGAAAAACAAAACUCUCACCCAAAUGAACCACAAGGUUUUGGACACAGGUUGGGUGGAUCUCCUGGCCCCUGACCUGGAUCACAUCUUUAGUGUGUGCAGGACAAUGAAGAACUGGCUGCAAACACAUCCGAAGCACGUCCUGGUGUUACACUGCAGGGGAUGUAAAGGCCGGCUCGGAGUUCUAGUGGCUUCUUACAUCCACUUCAGCAACAUGUCAGCCAGUGCAGAACUUUCUCUCGACCACUUUGCCAUGAGGAGGUUCUACAAUGACAAACUGUCGGCUCUGAUGACCCCCUCGCAAAAACGGUAUGUGUGGUUGCUGGGAAGCAUGUUGAAGGGCGGACUGAGGAUGUGUCCCUCGCCGUCUUUCCUCCUGUGUGUUGUUCUGCACGGUCUUCCCAAAAUACGACCAGAUGGAGCAUGUAGUCUCUUCCUGAGAGUCUACCAGAGUCUACAAGCUGUUUGCACAUCAGCAGUCUACCAUGUUAAUGCAGCCCAGACAGACCGCCUCUACUUUGUGCUCCAGCCAGCUCAGCUGCUCAAAGGGGACAUCAUGGUGGUUUGUUAUGAUAAAAACAGCCAGUCAGCCAGCCGUCAGGUCGUCUUCCGUCUCCAGUUUCAUACGGGCCUCGUACUCGGACACACCCUCACUUUCUGUAAGGCCGACCUGGACUGUGCCAGUGAAGAUGCCCGGUUCCCAGAAGAUGGAAAAGUGGAGCUGUUGCUUUCCGACAGCCCUGAAAAGAUUACAGGCAGAGAAGUGUGGAGCAACGGACGCUGUGUGACGGUGGACUAUAACACCUUAGACCCUUUGGUUAGACGAGAUUCAUACCAAGACACGUCUUCUCUUGAGACAGCUCCACCUCACGUCCUGGACCCUGGAAAUGGCAGUUUGUUUGCCAGAGUGAGGAAGAAGAGUAGUGAGGAAGGAGCGUCGUUCCGCCUGACCACCAGCAGCCCCAGCUGCAGUGACCAAGCUCCGUCUGCCAGCAGUGACUCAGGCCUGUCUGUUGUGUCUCAGGGGUGGACCGGAGCCGGAGGGAGCAGGGGGGCUGCACGGGACAAGUGUACCCAGGCAGGGAAGCUGCUCUCCGGGUUGGACUUUGAGAUUGCUCAGCCUCUUCUGGAGGUCAUGACUGAGCUUGCUGCGUCCAGCGGAUGGGAGGGGGAGAUGACUGGAGACGACCCUGAACUGGGACACACUAUCAAUGGAGAGGCCUCGUCCAGCGAGAGGGAAACUGACAUAUUAGAUGAUGAGGAGGACGUAGAUGGCGUAGCACCUCCCGCUUCAGACAUGCCGAGCUCAAGCAGCAUCUGCUCCGUCUCCUCUGAGAACCUGCCUGAAACUCAGAGAUCAGCCCACGCCGAGUACUCCACGCACUCCUGGGUUCGGCAGCAGCAGAUGGUUGACGUCGUCACUGAUGCCUCCAUUCAAGUUGAUGGGGAAGAGAGGUUGAGCCGGCUGAGAAAACAGAGGCCGCCGCCUCUGGUGGCUCCUAACACCCCACCUCGAGGACUCACCAGCAGGGAAGCGGUGCAGAGGGGGCCGGCAAACGAGGAUGGCGGGCACAACGUCACACAACACACAGAUGUUACACACGACAUACAGUCCGUUAGUACCGCACUCGCUUCAUCUUGCCAAGAUGAGGAUUUGUCGUCGUUAACCACAGAUAUUGACGAGUCCAUAGAGCAGCUGAACCUGCUGAUUCUGGAUCUGGACCCCACCUUUAUUCCCGUUCCCACCAGCUGUGCCCCCCUGUCCCGCUCUGCCCCCCUCCACUCCAAUGGCCUCAGCCACACGGGAAAUACCCAUCUGUCAGGUUGGAAGCAGCAGAUGCAGGUCAGUGACGUGACGGACUACGCUGGUCUCCAUUCUCCAGGAUGGAGGCGGGAUGGUGCUCAGAGCUUUAGAGGCUCGCCCGUCUGCACUCCACCCUUCUCACCAUCUCAGCAUGGACAUCUCUACAAAACCAACACUGUGGACUAUCGGGGACAGACAGACAGCCCUGACAUUGUCCCAGCUACUCCGUCCUUCCCAGUGUCUCCUCCGACGCCCUACGUGAAACAUUUCUCAGAGUUGUCCCCGCUCAGGACUGGUGGGCAGUGGGACCAACACAGCUGGACACAAGAUUCCCGGAGUUUCCUGGACAGCAUGAACCACGCCGGCGGCUCCACAGAGGGAGAGCUGUUCAGAUCAGAAGUGUCGGUCACUCCCGCUUCCUGUCAGAGGAUCUUUGGCUCCAUGUGCUCCAUGUCAUCAGACAUCAGCCCCCUCACACACACAGACAGCUCCACUCCUCCUCCUGUGUGGCAUGACCAAACUCCAAACUCCCUGAACUCCCCGUAUUCCCUCCAGCCCUCACCUCCCCUCUCCCUCAGCACUCCCAAUGCCCACAGCUCACCCCGGGGGGCUCUGAGAGGCCUGGGUGGAGGUUCGGGGGUCCGCAGGGAGACAGACAGUGCGGACUUGUCCUCGUUGUUGUUGGGGAACGGCAGCCUGGAGCACAGCCUGCUGGAGGCCAUGGAUGGCCUUGGGAGUCUGAACCUCGGGGGAGACGGGGGCCUCCCUCCACUGCUGCCUGAGAAGAGGAGAGGGGGCGAGGGGGGAGAGCUUGGCUCCCGCUCCCCGUCUCUAAGCGGGUUUUCCAGCCCUUACAGUGGCAGCAGUCUCAGCAUCCCUUUCUCAUCCUCCGUGACCCCCGACCCCUUCAGGGGACUCAGCGGGGCCCCGUCGCCUGGACCAGACUUUGGCAGUAAGCAGGACACUGUGAAGUUUGUUCAGGACACUUCCAAGUUCUGGUACAAGCCCGACAUUUCAAGAGACCAAGCCAUCACACUGCUAAAGGACAAAGAGCCGGGCUCGUUCAUUGUCAGAGACAGCCAUUCAUUUCGCGGGGCGUACGGGUUGGCUAUGAAGGUGGCCACGCCCCCUCCGUCUGUGUUACAACAGAGUAAGAAAGUGGGAGACCUGUCCAAUGAGCUGGUGAGACACUUCCUGAUAGAGUGCUCGCAGAAAGGAGUUCGCCUUAAGGGCUGCCCCAAUGAGCCGUACUUUGGAAGUCUCACAGCUCUGGUGUGUCAGCACUCCAUCACCCCUCUGGCUCUGCCCUGUAAACUCAUCCUGCCUGACAAAGACCCGGUGGAGGAGCUCAAUGACUCAUCUGCACAGACGGCAACCAAUUCAGCAGCUGAGCUCCUCAAACAGGGAGCAGCGUGUAACGUGUGGUACCUGGGCUCUGUGGAGCUGGAGUCUCUGACAGGACAUCAGGCGGUUCAGAAGGCCACCACGCUGACCCUCUCCAUGGACCCCCCUCCGGCGUCCACCGCCGUCCACUUCAAGGUGUCGGCGCAGGGGAUCACGCUCACUGACAACCAGAGGAAGUUGUUUUUCAGGAGACACUACGCGGUCAACACUGUCAUCUUCUGUUCUCUGGACCCACAGGGCAGGAAAUGGACGAGGGGCAGCGGUUCCACUGCAAAGAUCUUUGGAUUUGUAGCCAGGAAAUCUCAGAGUGAGACUGAAAAUAUAUGCCACCUGUUCGCUGAACACGACCCCGAGCAGCCGGCGAGCGCUAUCGUCAACUUCGUCUCAAAAGUCAUGAUCGGGUCACAUAAGAAGUGAGGGGGACACUCACCGCAGAGUGAAGAGCCUGGACUGGGGAUCAACUUCCAAACCCCAUCAUUGUAUAAAUAUGAGUGUGGAUUCAAAAAAAAAUAAACAAGCUCUUCCUCCCAAGAGCCACAAAAACCCCUCUAAACCCACACACUCCAGCACCCUGGUCCUGUUGGUCCAUCUGAACGGAUAAACUUGUGUAUUUUGUACUGACUGCACUAAAGGAUGCCGCCACCAGAGGAAGCCACGAUUGUCAUGUAGAAAGUUAAACUCAUCAGCAGGAGGCUUUAAGAUGGAUCCUUGGGAUUUAAAAAAAAAUAAAAAGUGGUAUAACAUCAGACCCUUUCCCCCAGGGGAUGUAGUAUGAAAAUCAGAUUUGUACUUAAUCUGACUGUAUCUUCAAGCAUACUCUAAAUGUAUCGUAUACUGACUUUGCUUUCUGCUAGCAGUCAUAGCCAAAACAAUACAACACAUUGACUGAUAAAACUUGGAGAAUAUCUGAUAUUCUGCACAUGAACAUUUUUUUUUAGUACGACUAUAACUUUAAAAGCUGUUUAUUUUUGGUAACGUGUGAAUCAGGUAUCAACAUCACUUUUGUGCAAGCCACAGGCCCAUGUUUGUAUAUUAAUUAAAACAAAAUCAAUGAUAUCAUCACAUGACAAAGCCAGUAAUGUGGUCGCCUUGUACUUAAGAUGGAUUUAUUGUGUUCUGUUUAUAGUAUUUAUCCCUUUUUACAGAUGUGACAGAAGCCUUUUUUCCCUAAAUACUGUAUACUUGUCAUAUAUUUUUGUAUAUUAACAUAGUGUACAUUAGGUUUAAAGGUAGUGAACCUUAGAAUUUACAUGUUUAUUUCACAUAUUGUUGAAGUAUUUCACAUACCAGUAAGAUACUACAUAAGCUGCCCCACUCAUACUUGUUGUAUUACUAAUACGGAUGUCGAUAUGUUCCUUUUACAGUAACUCAAUACAGAUUUAUGUAGAGUUAUUGUGCCAUGAAAAACGUUAUUCCGAGUGUCUCUAAUAAGAGAUCAAAUACAGUCACUGUGAGAAAUGUCACAAUUAAAGUCCACCUCACUAUUA